ACACACUCACACACGGCUUCUGUUGAUUUGUUGUCAUAGCGACGUGUCUUUUCAACUUGAACACAGCGAGCGGGAGGCGGGCCGGUCGAUCUACGCACAGACAGACAACAUGUAUCGCAGCAGCGUCCAGAGCUGUCUCCCUGUUGCAAGAACACAAGCUGGAUCUUCAAGUACUGCAGUCCCUCCACGAAAAGUUGAGUCUUCCAGCACUUCAAAGCCUGCGCGACAAGAUGGGGCUUCAAAUCCACCAAUGUCUCCACUACAAGAAGAGAUUUAUGGAAUAUAUCUAUUCCUAAAAGAACUGAAAAAUAAUCCGUGUCUGGACAAAGGAAACUAUUCAGCGCCGAACAGCUUGAUAUAUUUUCAGUUUGAGGAGCACAAUGAUGUUGACCGACGGGAACUUGGGGAUUGGUUUGCUCUGACAGAUGCUGCUGAACUUAUCAAACGCGCUUAUGAAACUAUCCUUAAUUCCCUCGGGUUGAAAUGCCUAGCUGCAAGCAGUUACUUAAGUGACAGCGAUCUGGUUUUUAGAAGGAUGUACAAGCUCCGCGAUAUUUUGUGGAAUAAUACUGAAGCAAGUCUAGCUUUUGCAGAGAAAGUUUGUAACUCCGGGAUGUUGAAACAUUUUGUCCAUGAUCUGACACAGAUGAAGGUGGGGCUUGCUGUUAAAGAAGAUGGCGAGCUUGACGAGACGUUUGAUGGGUCAAUCUCCAUCCUUCACAACUGCUCCAGAAAUCCUACGACCAGACAACCUCUCCGGGAGCUCAAGACAGUUCCAGUCCUGCUGCCAUAUCUCAAGUGUACGUCAGAAGUGGGUAAGCUGCAGACGUUGUUUACUCUCGCCAACCUCGUGGACGACACGGAAAAUGAACUCCUUUUGGCUGACAGCACCGUCUUUGACGUCCUGUUUGAUAUGGUCAAAGAAGCAUGGAAGGACGAGGAGCACCGAUACCUGGGACUAAGCGUUGAAGGUUCUGUUGGUGGAAUGACUUGAUUAGCCAAAAAUGACCAAAACAAGACAGUGCUUAUGAAUAAGGGGGCUGCGACAAUUCUUAUGGAUAUUAUUAAAGAUGGAUAUGAAGAGGAGAAGGAACACGCUGUGAAAUGUAUUUGGGAACUGUCUUUUGAUAAAUCUAUUAAGGAGGAAUUUAAAGGCGACAAUCGGUUGCGGCAGUUGCUUGGUGAACUGCAAUCAUCCUCUCGAGAAAGCAUUUCGAAGGCAGCGGAUGGAGCUAUGUGGCAAAUCGGGGCUGAGGAGGGGCUCGAUAAUGAUUCAAGUCGUGCAGAGAUCAGAUCUGGGGGCGGUCGGAAAGGAUCUGUGAUGUUAAGUUACCACUGGGCUGACCAGCAAGUGGCACUGAAGGUAGCUGACUCACUACGCAAGAGAGGUUACAAAGUCUGGAUGGACAUCGACAACAUGGAGGGCUCCACACUGCAGGCGAUGGCGGAGGCCGUUCAGAACGCGUCUGUGGUGUUGGUGUUUAUGUCGGAGAGAUACAAGCUGAGCCAGAACUGCAGAUCAGAAGCUGAAUACGCUUUUGAUUUGAGAAAGACGAUCGUUCCUCUGCUGAUCCAGAAGGCGUAUAAACCAGAUGGAUGGCUGGGUUUAAUCGCAAGGACACUCAACUUUAUGGACUUCACGGGAAAAUACCUGUUUGAUCAGAAAAUGUCUGAUCUUGUGAAGAGCCUUGGGAAGUUAUUGCGCUAGAAACUAAAUACCUUAACGUUGGUUACUACGUAAUGAAGCGUAAUGUGUUGUUCACAUAUAUCACCAAUUGUUAAAGUUCAAGACAAAGUACACCGGUAAUGGCUCACCGAAGGGCACAAGCACGUUAUAGCUGCAGGCGUCGUCAGAGACUGUAUGGGACGUCUCUGUUGUGUUGGUGUGUUUGUCCGAACGAUGAGGCUCUGAGUCAGAAAAUGCUUCGUAAUUUUUCCUUUUGAUUGACGUUUAGUCGUUAUAACUUGCUUGAUCUGCUUGUACUAGGUGCAAAGUGCUUUCAGAUAAACUAAACAUUUGUUUCUCCUUUGGUGCAUAUAGAUUGUACCAGGAUUUAUCAUACAUGGAUAAAGUCAACGACGCGUAAACCAGUCCGAUAAAUAUUUAAAUGAGCUCACAAAUUACAGGAACUUUUUUUAGUUAGCUCCAAAUAUCGAUGCGAUGACUACUAUCUAACAUCCCCAUUGCCCUCUGUCCUCAAAACGUUGAGAUGGACGUUUCCCAAUGUGUGGGUGCUUAUGUAGCCUUCACGGCUCCAAAUCAUUUGGCACUAUAUAAUGAAUGGUGCGGUUCAUUCAGGCAUGCUUGUAUUCAUACGCGGUUUAUAAAGUUACUUUUGUAAAACAAUACUAUUAUUACACUGUAAGAUUGACAGUCAUUAUAUUAUAAACUCUUAUUUUUCUCGUGUUUCCGUAUCGUACAUAUCAUGUGUGAUGAAUAAAUAGCAGGUACUAUGCUCGCCAAAGGCUGACAUAA
Haliotis rufescens (red abalone) is the source of this 2476-nucleotide messenger RNA. RefSeq lists its product as uncharacterized. Bases 1028 to 1708 code for a protein of 226 amino acids. Lineage: Eukaryota; Metazoa; Mollusca; Gastropoda; Lepetellida; Haliotidae. The record is from RefSeq and is a predicted model, not a curated record. The transcript has 8 exons. Gene Ontology annotation, biological process: signal transduction.